Molecule: messenger RNA, 189 nt
Organism: Laccaria bicolor S238N-H82
Lineage: Eukaryota; Fungi; Basidiomycota; Agaricomycetes; Agaricales; Hydnangiaceae
Exons: 2
Coding region: 1-189 (62 amino acids)
Source: RefSeq, a predicted model, not a curated record
AUGUGCUCAGGUGUGGUGUCAUUACUUCCUUUCACCACCAUCACCUACUCCAACUACGAUGCAAUGUGCAUCUUCAAGCUACAAGUCAGUGCUUCACCUGCAUACACAUUGUCAACAACAUCAAUACUGAUGCCAUUCAAUGACAUCAUGCCAGACAGACCAGUGGGGGUGGUGAAGAUGAUUCAGUGA